Molecule: messenger RNA, 1980 nt
Organism: Lachancea meyersii CBS 8951
Lineage: Eukaryota; Fungi; Ascomycota; Saccharomycetes; Saccharomycetales; Saccharomycetaceae
Source: the annotation of a GenBank genome assembly
AUGAACAAGGUUCUAGGGCAGACCUUUCUCGAGAGUAUCCUCUACGAACAAAGUCAGGAUGUCGAGAUCACCGCUAAACUCUUAGAGUCGCUUCCAGUCAAUCAGCUGGUCGCUAAAGGACUUGCUAUAAACCACCUCACCUUGCAAAAUGUGCGCAGUGGACUGGCUGGUAAACUGUAUAUGGAACUCGGGCCUGACUCAGCGUUUGAUACUGAAAUCAUCCGUGGGGACGUCAAGAAUGGAGAUUUGGUCUUACUCAAGUCGUCUAGCAGUAAGAAUGACGAUUGCUGCUGCGAGGGUGUAGUCGCCAAAAGUACCGAUAAAAUGAUUACAAUUGCAAUAGAUGAAUCCCAAGAGAACACAGCUCUGAAAUUCUACAAUUUCUCUAGACUCUAUUUGCUGAAAACUACCAACACCAUAACUUACAAGCGCAUGCAGUCCACAAUGCGCAAACUUUGCGAGUUUGAAGAAACCCCAAACAACGAGAUUAUCCAGUACCUCGUGAAUAAGCGUGAGUUCACCCCACGAAACCAAAAACUCAACACCAAGUUCUUUAAUGAUAGCCUCAACGAUUCUCAAAAGAAAGCUAUUGAUUUCUCACUUCAGAACCAGCUUAGCAUAAUUCAUGGUCCACCUGGUACCGGCAAAACUCAUACUUUGGUAGAGCUUAUUCGUCAAUUGUACGGACAAGGUCAUCGUAUUUUGGUGUGUGGACCAUCAAACAUUUCAGUUGACACAAUUUUGGAACGUUUGGCAACAGUUUUGCCCGGUCAAGCACUGCUUAGAAUCGGACAUCCUGCACGUUUACUAGACAAAAAUUUGGCACACUCUUUAGAAGUGCUUUCAAAAAGCGGUGACGCGGGCGCUAUCGUUAGAGACAUUUCGAAGGAGAUCGAUGAUACCAUUGCAAAGAACAAGAAAUUGAAGUCGUAUAAGGACCGGAAAGCAAGCUGGAAUGAAGUCAAAAUUCUGCGCAAAGAGCUCAAAGCCCGAGAACAAAAAGUUAUCACAGACCUAAUUCUUUCUGCUAGAGUAGUCGUGUGUACUCUUCACGGCUCAAGCGCCCGCGAGCUAAUAAAUUGUUACUCGCAAACCGAUCAUUUGUUUGACACAUUAGUGAUCGACGAAGUAUCUCAAAGUUUAGAACCACAGUGUUGGAUUCCGCUUAUAUCCCACUACAAAUCGAACAUCCAAAAGCUUGUGCUGGCUGGAGAUAAUAAACAACUACCACCAACAAUCAAGACAGAAAACAAUGACAAAGUCAAACAAACGCUGAGCACUACUCUUUUCGACAGGUUGGUAAAAGUCUACGGGGAAUCCUUCAGAAAUCUUCUUGAUACGCAAUACAGAAUGAAUAAAAUGAUUAUGGAUUUCUCGUCUCAGGAAAUGUACAGUGGAAAGUUAAAGGCUGCCGACACUGUUGCAAAUUGGACACUUGCAGAUUUACCCGAGAGCGACGUUAAUGACGAAACAGAGGCACCUUUGAUUUGGUAUGAUACACAAGUCGGGGACUGCCCUGAAAAGGACGAGGAUAUCGAUGUUCCUGGGGCUAUUUCUUCGAAACUCAACGAGAACGAGGCCUAUUUGGCUCUAUUUCAUGUCUCGAAAUUAAUCUCCAGUAAUAUAUCCGAGGACUUAAUUGGAAUAAUCUCUCCAUACAAUGCCCAGGUAUCUCUGUUGAAGAAAAUCGUACAUGCCAAAUAUCCCCGGGUAGAGAUUUCGACUGUCGAUGGAUUCCAAGGCCGAGAAAAAGACGUCAUUAUAUUGUCUCUGGUGAGAAGUAACGACAGCUUCGAGGUAGGUUUUCUGGCAGAUGAGCGACGUCUCAAUGUCGCCAUGACCAGACCAAAAAGACAGUUGUGUGUUAUCGGCAAUAUGGAAACCCUGGGGCGCAGCAAGGUCAAGUUCUUAAAAGACUGGACAAGAUGGUCAGAGCAUAAUAGCGAGGUGAGAUACCCGGACCUCAGCGAAGUGCUGUGA